Paramisgurnus dabryanus is the source of this 1036-nucleotide messenger RNA. It is a transcript of the gene echs1, whose product is annotated as enoyl CoA hydratase, short chain, 1, mitochondrial. Gene Ontology annotation, biological process: fatty acid beta-oxidation. Lineage: Eukaryota; Metazoa; Chordata; Actinopteri; Cypriniformes; Cobitidae. The record is from RefSeq and is a predicted model, not a curated record. Gene Ontology annotation, cellular component: mitochondrion. Gene Ontology annotation, molecular function: catalytic activity.
AAGCGCGAGCCAACUAGCACCAGAGCUGCACAGUGACGUGAACGUUACUGUUGUCCGAGAUCAAUCAUGAUGGCACUGCUUUGCAGAUCCACUGGGUUACUUUUCAAACAAACUAAAUUUGUGUCAUCUGCUUUAGCGGCGACAAGACAGUGCAGUUCAGGGGGGCAGUAUCAGUACAUACUGGUUGACAAAAAAGGUGAAAAGAAGAAUGUUGGAUUCAUCCAACUGAACAGACCGAAGGCUUUGAAUGCCCUCUGUGAUGGUCUCAUGAUGGAGGUGGGCAAUGCACUUGAUACAUUUGAAGCUGACAGGGAGGUGGGAGCUAUUGUCAUCACAGGGAGCGAGAAAGCUUUUGCAGCUGGAGCUGAUAUUAAAGAGAUGCAGAACAGAACAUUUCAAGAAUGCUAUGGUGGGAACUUUCUGGCUCAUUGGAACAGAGUAUCAACAGUCAAAAAACCUGUUAUUGCUGCCGUAAAUGGAUUUGCUCUUGGUGGAGGAUGUGAAUUUGCAAUGAUGUGUGAUAUAAUCUAUGCUGGAGAGAAGGCACAGUUUGGACAACCAGAAAUCUUGCUGGGGACCAUCCCUGGUGCAGGUGGCACUCAGAGGCUUACGAGAGCAGUAGGUAAAUCUCUUGCGAUGGAGAUGGUACUGACAGGAGACCGAAUCUCAGCUCAAGAUGCAAAACAGUCCGGUCUGGUAAGUAAAAUAUUCCCAGUGGACCAGUUGGUUUCAGAAGCUAUCAGGUGUGGAGAAAAAAUAGCUGGGAAUUCCAAACUUGUUUCAGCCAUGGCAAAGGAAGCUGUUAAUGCAGCAUUUGAACUGACCUUAGCUGAAGGCAGUCGGCUUGAGAAACGAUUAUUCCAUGCAACCUUUGCCACGGAGGACCGAAAAGAAGGCAUGACUGCCUUUGUUGAGAAGAGAAAGGCUACUUUCCAGGACAACUAGAAUUCCUGUGGAAAAUAUGGUUGUUUUAAAUACUGAUAUGUAGUUGUCAUCAAAUGCUGAUAUUAAAAUGCUCUACUUUGCCAUAAUGCCA